Molecule: messenger RNA, 546 nt
Organism: Enterobius vermicularis (human pinworm)
Lineage: Eukaryota; Metazoa; Nematoda; Chromadorea; Rhabditida; Oxyuridae
Source: the annotation of a GenBank genome assembly
AUGUCAGCAGAUGAAAUGGAGAACAAUAACAAACGGAGGGGCGACAAAAAUCUCCUGAAAACAAUCAAAAUUCAUCGGACUCUUGUUCGCGACGACAAAAAAUGGUCACCAACUGUGCAGCAGAAGUGCUUCCACGCUCCUAUUACGACACGGGUGGUUCCUGCACUGCUUGCCUUCCGCAUCAGCAUAGGCGACGGAGAAGGCAUUGUCAAACGUAGGUCCCGUGGUGUAGUGGUUAGCACUCCCGACUGUGAAUCCUGCGACGGGACUUCAAAUCUCCCCGGGACCUUGGUUAUCAAUGAGAAGAAGUUACAAGAUUGGAAACUUUGUCUUAGGGUGGUCUGUACACUACUUGAUUUGCGCAUCAGCAUAGGCAACGGAGAAGGAAUUGCGAGGCGCAGGUCCCGCAGUGUAGUGGUUAGCACUCAGGGCUUUGAAUCCUGCGGUGGGGGUUUAGAUCUCCCCAAAACCUCGAUUAAAUUUGCCACUUUAGGACAGUAUCUGUCUAAAACUGAAGUGGGUAAUAAAAGACCUAUGCUGAUCUAA